AUGAUUGCGAGUGGGAUCACCCACCGCAUCACUCAAAAGAUCAGUGAUCUCCAGUCCUUGUACAACACUGCUCGCGACUGGAAGAGGAACACUGGGGCAGGAAUUCUUGAAAGUGAUGCAGUCAAUGGUGUCAAGACUGUCGAGGAUCAAGUGCACUUCUUAUGUCGAUACUGGGACAUUCUUGAUCCAGUUAUGGGAUCAAGGUCGGUAGCCGAACCACUUUAUACUCGAUCAUCUGUUCCCGACCCAGAAGGCCAAAUGGACAACCCAACUGGCGACUCCAUAGGCAACGAGAAUUCAAACCUCCUGAGCAGCGGUCGAGACGCUCAAUCUGACGAUGACGAGGCCGAGAUUACAACUACUCAAGCACCAGCUUCUGCUCCUGCUCCUACGGCCUCAACUGCACCAGUACAAACUCAAAAGAAAACAAAGAAAAGGAAGAAAUCAGUCGGUCGCUCAAGCACGAAGAACAGAAAGGGGCGAAAGAAGGCAAAUCCCGAAGAAUUUUACAUGAAAUCAGUGAUAGUGAAGAGGCAGGCAGAAAUGACUAAAGCCCGAGCUGAAGUGUCAAAGGCCAAAGUGAGCUACAUGAAGGAGUUGAGAGAGCUUGGGCUUGAAUAUUCAGAAAUCAAAAAGGCAGUCGAUGAAGAGUUAGACGUGCCGGCUAGAUGUGACGGCCAAUGGUCUGAGAUUGACUCUGCUGAUCUCGUACCUGGUGAUAUUGUCGCUUCCAAGAUUGGAGACGUUGUGCCCUCGGAUCGUCGUGUGUACAAUACCAUCAACAUUCCGAUUGACCAAGCUGAAGGCCAUGCUCCCAGCUUUGUGGACUAUUGCUCAGAGGGCGCUACCACCGGUAGCAAACUGUUUGCCUUUGCUGUUUGA
Messenger RNA from Puccinia triticina, 882 nucleotides. RefSeq lists its product as uncharacterized. The coding region runs from base 1 to 882 and encodes 293 amino acids. The transcript is spliced from 5 exons. The record is from RefSeq and is a predicted model, not a curated record. NCBI's taxonomy places the organism in Eukaryota, Fungi, Basidiomycota, Pucciniomycetes, Pucciniales, Pucciniaceae.